AUGGUAGACUCCAUAUUAUUCACUGUGAGGCCUACGCCUCCUACCACUUCCUUGGAUGGCGCAUUCCGCGUGCAUCUUACAGCAAAAGACCUCGAUAUUCUUGGACUCAAACUGGGCGACCUUUGCAUCUUGCAUUCAGGAGAUGGCUCAUCUGCAGUCGGCAUCGCUUGGAGAUCCAUGGAUACAAGCGUAAAACCUCAACUUCACCCCGUCAAGCUAUCUGAGGCCAUGCGCGACGCCUUUGGUUUUAAGCUUGGUAGCCAGAUCACCAUCGAAAAAAUCAAUGCAAAAAUUGUCCAUGCUGAUCGCGUUGUCGUUAUCGAUGUUUCCGAUAGUGAGAAAAUUGACCUUAGCAAGGACGACAAGAGCUGGAAAUGGCGCUGUGGCAUGGCUCUUGGUAAUGUCGAGGCAAUCACAACUGGAGUGGCUUUUGAGGCCUCAUCCCGUAAGGGCCUGAGAAAGCGCUUCCUCAUUGAGCACAUCGAAUCGAGCGAAGCGAGUAAGACUCCAGCCUUGUAUCUAUUCGAUGACAGAAGUCAGAUCGUUCUUCAGGAUGAGGAGUCUGCUGUCACGCCUGAGGCUGCCCUGCCUCGUUCGAUGGCUGUGACUCCAGAAGGCAUUGGUGGUUUGAACAAGCAAAUCGAAAUUCUCAACAAGCGCCUGUCACGUUUGAUCGGUGACAUCAGAGGAAAGAGGCUGCCACCUCAAGUCCAGCGCAACGGAGGUAUUCUGCUCUACGGUCCUGAAGGAACCGGAAAAACGUUGUUACUCAACCAUCUGUCUACUCAAGCUCCAUGGAAGAAGGUUGUCAGAAUUGAUCAGAGCUCCCUCGCCGGAACAUCUAGCAAGAACCAACAGUCUGUACGCAACCUCUUUGCCGAAGCAGUGGCCCAUCAGCCCAGUCUGGUCAUUAUGGACAACCUCGAAGCAAUCGCUGGUACGCAACAGCGCGAUUACACUGCAAACAAUCUCGCACCUGCUCUGGUCGCCGAACUCGACAGACUACGAAACACACAUGUCCUGGUCGUGGCUGCAGCACACACUCCCAACGACAUCGACAAAUCACUGCGUACACCUGGACGACUUCGCUACGAGAUCGAGAUACCAAUCCCCGAUAUGAGAGCAAGAAUUCAAAUUCUCAAGGUCAUGCAGGGAGAGACUGGUACUGCUGAGCUGGCCGAGACGAUUGGAGAGCGCACCCACGGUUUUGUCGGACAGGAUCUCGAAGCCCUUUUCAACAAUGCCCUCGAGCAUGCUCUCGACAGAUAUCAGGAAAAGCCUACGAACUGGCUUCCCAUUCAGCGCACCGGCGACGACGACGAAUCACAGCUUACUUUGGUCAACGGCAUGCAGAGCUGCAGUAUUGCCGACAGACCUCGGACCGCCGACACCGAUGAUACAGAUGAUGGCGAACUCGAAGUGACACUUGCAGAUUACGAGAAAGCGAUGUUGGAAGUCCGCCCGACAGCUAUGCGCGAGAUCUUCCUUGAGACUCCCAAGGUAUUGUGGUCGGACAUUGGAGGCUCGGGUGAUGUCAAGAAGACGCUCAAUGAGGUCGUUGAAUGGCCUCUCAAGUUCGAGCAACAUAUGGAGGCUUUGAGCCUGACUCCCCAGAAGGGUAUCUUGUUCUACGGACCUCCUGGAUGUUCCAAGACUUUGACCGCCAAAGCUGUCGCAACUGAGUCUGGUCUCAACUUCAUUGCUGUUAAGGGCGCCGAGUUGACUUCCAUGUACGUGGGCGAGUCUGAACGCUCAGUACGCGAAGUGUUCCGCAAGGCUCGUGCAGCUGCUCCUAGCAUCAUCUUCUUCGACGAAAUCGAUUCUAUUGGCUCAGAGCGUGACUCAUCAGGUACUAAGGGUCUGAAUGUCCUUACGACCCUGUUGAACGAGAUGGAUGGUAUUGAGAGUCUUAAGGGCGUACUCGUCCUAGCUGCUACCAACAAGCCCGAAGUGCUGGAUCCUGCUCUGCUACGUCCCGGUCGCUUUGACAGUCUCAUCUACAUCUCGCCCCCAUCGCAAUCCGCCCGCAAGGAGAUCCUGCGCAUCCGCACUAACAAAGUACCUCUGGCCGACGACGUGGAUAUCGACGACCUGUCUGUCCGUACAGAUGGGUUCUCUGGCGCUGAAAUUGUCGAAAUCUGCUUGAACGCUUGCCGUGCUGCCAUGCGUAGAAGAGUCACAAUCGUCACUUCUGACAGCCAAGCGAACGAUUCAGAUGCCGAGCAGAUGAAAGUGUCAAAGGACGACUUUGACACUGCUCUAUCAACAGCAGUACGCAGAAUUACUCCAGAGAUGACCGAAAGCUAUGAGCACUGGCGUGAUGGACUCACCAAGAAGUUGUAG
Molecule: messenger RNA, 2343 nt
Organism: Aureobasidium namibiae CBS 147.97
Lineage: Eukaryota; Fungi; Ascomycota; Dothideomycetes; Dothideales; Saccotheciaceae
Product: putative AAA family ATPase
Exons: 1
Coding region: 1-2343 (780 amino acids)
Cellular component (GO): cytoplasm
Molecular function (GO): ATP hydrolysis activity; ATP binding
Source: RefSeq, a predicted model, not a curated record